Messenger RNA from Euleptes europaea (tarantolino), 1014 nucleotides. It is a transcript of the gene SAC3D1, whose product is annotated as SAC3 domain containing 1. Lineage: Eukaryota; Metazoa; Chordata; Lepidosauria; Squamata; Sphaerodactylidae. The transcript is spliced from 2 exons. The record is from RefSeq and is a predicted model, not a curated record. Gene Ontology annotation, biological process: centrosome duplication; spindle assembly. Gene Ontology annotation, cellular component: nucleus; spindle; centrosome. Bases 1 to 1014 code for a protein of 337 amino acids.
AUGGGCGGCUCGGAGCAGGCCCCGGCGGGGACGUGCCCGGGGAUGUGUCCGGCCGGCGAGCUGGAGCGGCGCCGGCGCCAGCGGCGGCUGCACGCCUUGGAGCUGGGGCCGCCCGAGCGGGCGGUGAAGGAGUACACGCGGCCGGCCGCCGGCAAGGAGCCCCUGCGGCCCGAGGAGCUGCGGCCGCCGGCGGUGCUGCUGGCCACGGUGCGCCACCUGCUGGGCGAAGCGGGCCGCGCGCGCCCCGACGUCCCCGCCGCCCAGCAGUGCGCCUUCGUGAGCGACCGCCUGCGCGCCGUGCGCCUCGACCUGGCGGUGCAGCGCGUCUCCGGCCUGCCCUGCGCCGCCGUGCUGGAGCGCUCGCUCGUCUACCUGCUGCGCGCCGGGCACCGGCUCUGCGGGGAGCCGCCCGCCCGCUUCGACGCCCACCUGCAUGGGGCCCAGGUGCAGGAGUGCUUCGCCUCCUUGCGCCGCGCCUACCGGGACCGGGAGGGCCGCCGCGCCGCCGCCCAGCCCCUCUUCCAAGCGCUCUUCUUGCUGUACAACCUGGGCUCACCGGAUGCCCUCUGGCAGAUCUUACAGCUCCCCAGUCACAUCCGAGCCUCCCCUGAACUUUCCACAGCGCGGGCGAUCAACUUGGCUUACUUGGAGCGUAACUUUGCCCGCUUCUUCAGCCUAGCCCGGGAGCUGCCCUACCUGCAGAGCUGCGCCCUCCAUCCGUACGUGGCAGGGGCCCGCCGCCUAGCCCUGCUCACCUUCAGCCACGGCUUCAGCAGCAAGAACUGCCGCUACCCUUUGGAUCGCCUGGCCCGCUUGCUGGCUGUGGACAGCCUCGAGGAGGCUGAAGCGUUGUGCCGAGCGCAGGGUUUGACGACGCUGGAGGGAAGCGUCGUCUUCCAGAAAGGAUCUUUCAAGGACUCCAGUCCUCUAGAGCACAGGCCUUCCUGCCUGCUUGUGGAUGGGAAGUGGGGAGAGGCUACUCUUCAGGAGUACACAGAGGGCAUCUGCAGCUGA